AUGUCAGCUGCCCUGUCUGCCCUGCCCUGCCUUGCUCUUCCCUGUCUGCCACUUGCCAUCCCUGCUGCUUCGCUGCUUCGCCGCUCUGGCCUGGCUCUGCCCUACCACCUACUGACCCCCGGCCCUGGUACCAACCAGCCGUUACGGACACCAGCACCGGCAGCACAACACGACGACGACAACAACAAGAGCACAAGCGCCCUAACCCUCCACCACCACCGCCCUCCUCCCAAAAACCCAACCCAACCCCUGUCCCCUGUCCCCUGUCCCCACCCCUGCUCAAGACCUAGAGUGAGAGAGAGAGAGAGUCAAGGGCUCAAGGGCUCAAGGCUAGUUUCAGGCCUGCCGCCUGAAAACGCUGCCUCGCAGAAUGCGCCUCGUGGCGCGCGCAGGGCCUUGUUUCUUUACUGUUUGAUUUCGCUUUGCUGGUGCUGUGGUUGUUUUGGCCGCGUGUCUGCUAUGCUUGCCUUUCGUUCCGAAGUAGAGGAGUAUGAGGAGGAGGAAGAUGAGUCCGCUUACCUGGCGUCGUGA
Messenger RNA from Aplosporella prunicola CBS 121167, 531 nucleotides. RefSeq lists its product as uncharacterized. The coding region runs from base 1 to 531 and encodes 176 amino acids. NCBI's taxonomy places the organism in Eukaryota, Fungi, Ascomycota, Dothideomycetes, Botryosphaeriales, Aplosporellaceae. The record is from RefSeq and is a predicted model, not a curated record. The transcript has a single exon.